Molecule: messenger RNA, 1323 nt
Organism: Gigantopelta aegis
Lineage: Eukaryota; Metazoa; Mollusca; Gastropoda; Neomphalida; Peltospiridae
Product: E3 ubiquitin-protein ligase RNF185-like
Exons: 4
Coding region: 175-774 (199 amino acids)
Source: RefSeq, a predicted model, not a curated record
AGCUACCCACACCCGGAUGUUGUUCUAGUAACCGGGUUGUCAGUCGCACCAGAACUGAAAGUACGCACAUAAAUCGAGAUUUAUUUACUAAUAUUUUAAUUAUUUUGCUUACGUUUGGAGUUGUAGAAGGUUUGUAGAAGAAGAACAGGAAUUGCAGACAGUUUACACAAAACGAUGAGUGCAGCUGUAUGUUCAAUCUGUGAGGAUUCUUCGUGUGGCCUUGCCACGUGCAUUCCAUGUGGCCAUGUUUUUGGCAAGAAGUGUAUCUCCCAGUGGAUGAGGACAUCGUACAACAACGGCUGUCCUACUUGUCGAGAGAGGAUCCAAAAAGUGCAGAGAAUCUUCUUGGAUAACGACAGUAUAGGUUAUCAAGACUAUAAAGAAAAUACUCCUAAGACAGAUCGUGGGAAAAUCGUACAGCUUAAAGAGAAAACAGCUCAGGCUAAAAUCUGGUGGAACAGGCGUAACAGUGGUGUACAGAUUUUCAUCAUCUUCCUUCUCGUUCUCGGACUUUCUGUUGUUGUCCAUGAUGCAAACAACGAACGUGGAGUUAUCCAGGUGUUUGCCCGACCGUUCCUGUAUGUAGGACGAUUUUUCCUGUAUAUAGGACGAUGUUUACUCAAUGUCCUGUUCGUGAUAUGCUACUUUGUUCCGUAUCUGGUGUCCACAGUUUUCGUUAUUUUAAAAUACUUGUUUUCCAUUUUAUUCUUCCUCUUAAAAAGUCUUGGUAAUGCGGUCGUAAUCCUGCUGAAGUAUACUGUUAAGAUGUUGUAGUUGGUGAUCGUCGUCCGUGUGUUGUACGCGUUGGCACCGUGUUCAUUUGGGCUAUUCCUACUGACGAACAUACUUCCUAAAACUGACUUUUUCAAAACAAUGGUGGACCUUCUUCACAUUUGGACAGGUGGUUUGAGGCGACCAUACAAUCAUCCGUCAUAAUUGGUUGAUAUUUUACUCAAGAUAAACAAAAUAAAAAUAAUUAUAUAUAUAAAUUAGAGAAUGAGCUAGGUUACCUAAAAGAAACACAUCCUCGUAACUGCUCAUCCACAUUGUCAUUUGCUACAUCAUUUCCAUCUUAAUUUGUUCAGUCAUUGGGUUCUGUUCUGGAUCGGGCAUCAAACUAUUUUCAGCUUGUUGAUUAUGAGUGUGACUUUAUCUAUGACCUUUUGAUCAGCAUAUAGGAUGUAAAUGUCAAUUGUGAAAGGUACUAAGAUGCUAACAACUGUUACCUUUUCAAUGAAUGUGAACAUUUUGCUGCUAAAAUUCUUGUCUCUGUUAGCAAGUGUUCCUGUAUUUAUGGAAUGUGAUAAUAAAUGCUGUAUUUAU